GGCGGCCUGAGGUGGCCCCGGCGAUGGCGGCCGCGGCCCCCGCGGCCCUCUCGGCCCCCUCGGCCCCCAGCGAGGCGAAGCGGCCCGAGGGCGAUGAGUGGUGCGACAGUGGGCUGGGCUCGCUGGGCGAGGGGCCGCUGGGGCAGCCGCUGCCCGACGGCCCCGGUCCGGAGCCCCUCGAGCCCCCCGCGGACCCAUCAGCCUGGUUGCGGCAUGUCCUGAGCUUCGUCACCGAGGACGGAGACACAGCGUUGCACUUAGCCGUGAUCCACGAGCACGAAGAAUUCCUGGAGUCCAUCCUGCGGCACACGGAGCACUCCCCGUACCUGGACCUGCAGAACGACCUGGGGCAGAGCGCUCUGCACAUCGCGGUGGUGCUGGGGCUGGACACUGUGGGGCUGUGUGGGAAGUUGGGAAUGUGGUUUGGCAACACAGUUUGGGGUUACACCCCCCUGCACGUUGCCGUCCUGCGCCGGGACCUGGAGCUGGUGCAGCUGCUGCUCCGUGCGGGCGCCGACCCCAACCGGCCGGAGCCGAGCUGCGGCCGCAGCCCCCUGCACUUGGCCGUGGAGGCGCAGAGCCCCGAGGUGGCCGAGUGCCUCCUGCGGGGGGGGGCCCAUCCCGACCCCUGCACGUUCUCGGGGUACACCCCCUUGUACAGUGCCCGGCGCCGCCCGGACCCCCGCCUGCCCCCUUUGCUGCGGCGCUUUGGGGCCCGGGACCCCCCCAGCGACAGUGACAGUGAUGACAGCAACAGCGAGGCGGGGGCUGAGGACAGCGAGGAGGAGUACGACGACAUUGUCAUCAACAGUGGACGCUGCCCAGACUGAGGGGCCCCCCCGGAGCCCCCGCAUGGACUUGGGGGUCCUUCCCCCACCCCCCUGUUGUGGAGGAGCCUCCAAAGCUGCCCCUGCCCAGGCCCAGG
Messenger RNA from Empidonax traillii (willow flycatcher), 925 nucleotides. It is a transcript of the gene NFKBIB, whose product is annotated as NFKB inhibitor beta. Gene Ontology annotation, cellular component: cytosol. Bases 24 to 830 code for a protein of 268 amino acids. Gene Ontology annotation, molecular function: protein binding. The transcript has 7 exons. Lineage: Eukaryota; Metazoa; Chordata; Aves; Passeriformes; Tyrannidae. The record is from RefSeq and is a predicted model, not a curated record. Gene Ontology annotation, biological process: signal transduction; cellular response to lipopolysaccharide.